Molecule: messenger RNA, 1794 nt
Organism: Pyricularia oryzae 70-15
Lineage: Eukaryota; Fungi; Ascomycota; Sordariomycetes; Magnaporthales; Pyriculariaceae
Exons: 1
Coding region: 143-1375 (410 amino acids)
Source: RefSeq, a predicted model, not a curated record
CCGGAGCUGACGUGGAUGGUGAGCCUGACUUCCUCAAUUACAAGUCGCACAUAAAAGCCCGAAUUGACACAAGAGACUGACAUCAAGACCAUUGUCUCCACGUCACGCUCUGCAACCGACCAAACACCCCAAAAACUAUCCGAUGGCGCACAAUACCAAUCGUGAGCGCAAGUCUUGGAAGGACGACACCCGAUGGCUGUACAAGAACCUCGACCGCCAGAGAUGCCUAGGCACAAUUGCUCCCGCCGGCCUCGAGCCCUGCGGCGAGCCCGUCACGAGUGAAGAGGAGGCCACGGUCCUGGGUACGUUCUGCUGGACCGCCGAAAAGACUGUCAGGGUCCCCGGCGGCGAGCCCGUCUUUCAAAACGUCCCACUCCCAGCUGCGCUGCCUCGGGCGCCGAACCUAAAGGCUGCUGCCAAGAUCAGAACCAUGCCUCCGCACAUUCUCGCGCCCUUGGCUCAGGCCAUCACCACCAUGUCCCCAUCCCAUCACCUGCGCAACACGGAUCUCGUCGUCUCUCGCAACAGUCUGCGCAAACUCUUUGCUCUGUGCGCAGGUCGCAAUCAGGACAGCUUCCGGAUCGGUCUGCACUUGAUUAACGACACGCUGGUUAUAACCAAGGAUGACAGGUUCCUUUGGCAUCCCGGCGUCACCCGUUCAGAGGGCGUGGGUCUGAGCUUCGAGAACCGGUUCGCAAAACCCCUCGCGGGUAGGGAAGAUGACCAGUCGCACCAUCGCAUCCUCGCGUACAACCUGGGCGAUCUCCGUUGUGUCGUGCAGUUUGAGGUCGACGCAUGCUACUACCCAGAUGCAAAACCACCAGACGAGGCGCCAGAGGUUCCGGCAGCCGAUAAUGGCCUCGCAAUGGCAGACAGGCUGCGACAACUCAGUCUCGGACCUGCCGCCUCCCCACCCACCGACCGCGACGCCACCGCAGCUGCAGCCUCAAGCCAGACGACGCCUCGCCCUAUCGCCCCGCAAUCGGCCAUGGCCGAACUGAAAACCACCAACUCGCGUUCAAAGCUCAGGGAGGCGCUGCCGCAGCUCUGGUUUGGCAGGACACCAUGGUUCAUCCAGGGCUUUCGGAGCGGCGACACCGUCACAAAGGUCGAGGCCACCAGCGCGGCUGGACGCUUCGCCGAGUGGGAGCAGGGAAACCAGGAGACCCUGCGUCGCGUCGUCAGCUGCAUCCGCGAGCUCCGCGAGACGCUCAGGGCUGCUGGGCCGGCGAGGAGACACUGCGUUCUCGUCUACGACAAGGGCGCGCAGGGGCAGCAACCUGGGCCGCGCGGCGUCGUCCGGGUGUUCCGGUCAAACGUUGUAAGGGAUCCUGUGCCAAGGGAGAUGGUCGAGGCUCUCUGGGGCCCGGGUUAGGGGAUCUGGAUGAAGGUUGUGCGGUGCAGUUUAUGACGGGGACCCUUGGUCGUCUUGUCCUACCCCGCCAGAUAGAGCUCGACCUAGCGACUGUUCAAAAGCUUGUCUUUCUUUUCCUCCCUGGUGGCCAAAACUUUGCUCAACAUUUCGGGACGGGCUGCGAUCUGAUCAAUGCCAACCGUUGACGUCCCAUCUUUCUACGCUUCAAGUCCGCAAUGGGAAUGGUCAGUGGCAUGUGGGCUUCAAAAAUCACUUGGUAGCUAGUGAAGGAAUGCUGACGAGAGCCGGUUGAACAUGAUUCACUUUUGGCAGCUUUUCACCACGCCAUCCUCACGAAAAGGCUGAGGGGCUUUGGUGUUGCCAUCGCUCAUGUUACAUGGACAAGCUUGACAUUAUCAACACGAACAUAUUGUUUCCGA